AUGGCUCAAAGCAAUGGCGUAACGUCAGAACCGGCCAUCACAACGAUGAACGGUGCUCCCGUUCUAAAACCAGCAUCUACUCAAAGAAUUGGCAAUCAGCUCAGGGCCACUCUUCUGCUUCAAGAUAUCAAUCUCUUGGAAUUGAUCCAACAUAUCACCCAUGAGCGAAUUCCCGAGCGUGUCGUCCAUGCAAGAGGUACCAGCGCCCACGGAUACUUCGAGGUCACAGACGACAUCUCAGAUGUCACAUCCGCAGCUUUUCUAAACCGGGUUGGAAAGCAGACCGAUUUGUUCUGUCGCUUCUCUACCGUAGCUGGUCGAGCAGAAUCUGCAGAAACUGUCAGGGAUACUCGUGGUUUCGCUUUCAAGAUGUUCACUGAGGAAGGUAACUUAGAUUGGUUGUUCCUUAGCACUCCUGUCUUCCCAAUUCGGGAUGGAGCAAAAUUCCCUUCUUUCACUCAUGCAACCAAGAAGAAUCCACGAAGUGGUUUACCAGAUCAUAAGGCAUUCUGGGACUACUUCACUCACAACCAAGAGGGGAUUCACUUCCUUAUGUUCCUCUUCAGUGACCGUGCUACGCCGGUCGAUUUCCAGCACGCCGACAUCUUCAGUAUCAACACCUACAAGUUCACCAAAUCAGACGGUUCAUUCACAUAUGUGAAGAUACAUCUCAAGACCAACCAAGGAGUGAAAAACUUCACACAAGAUGAGGCCAAUCAGAAGGCCGGUGUCGACCCCGACUUCCAAACUCGUAGUCUUUAUGAAGACAUUGAAAAUCAAAAGUAUCCAACGUGGGAUGUCUUUGCUCAGAUCAUUGAUCCUGUCAAAGCCGAAAAUUAUCAUAUCAAUAUCUUCGACGCAACCAAAACAUUCCCAUUUUCGGAAUUUCCUCUUCGCAAGUUCGGUAAAAUUACACUCAACAGGAACGUGGAUAAUUUCUUCGCCGAACAAGAGCAAAGUGCUUUUAGUCCAACGAAUCUCGUUCCUGGUUGGGCUCUCACUCCAGAUCCUAUCAUUCAAACCCGUGCUCUUGCCUACGCAGACACUCAAAGAUAUCGCCUUGGAGCCAACUUUGUUCAACUCCCUGUCAACGCUCCAUACAAGAAGCCCUUUACUCCUCUCAUUAGAGACGGAGCAGCUACUAUCAACGGUAACUUCGGCGGUACUCAGAAUUACUUCCCAUCAUCUUUCUACAAUGUUGGAGUGGCGACACAAUAUGCACAACCUGAUGAGGAACAGUUCCAAGGAACAGUCGUCAACUUCGAGAGUCAAGUCGUCGAUGCAGAUUACGCGCAGCCAAGAAUAUUCUGGGAGAAGACAUUGGCUGAAGAGCCAGGUCAACAAGAUAACCUUAUCAGCAAUGUUGCGGGUCAUUUGAGCUCCGUUACUGGAGACAUGGGACUUGAAGUUCGGCAAGCGGUCUACGCAAUGUUCGGCAAAGUCAACUCAGAUCUUGGCAAGCGCAUUGAAACUUCAACAGAGGCUUUGAUAAAGCAAAACGAGACUGUAACAGUGACCAAAGAUCUGAACAAUAUCAAGAUCAGCAAGCAAAAUGGAGUGAAGAAUGGAAUAGUAAAUGGUAACAGCCAUAACAGUGGUAUGUUCGCUCAUAAGAAUUGGAACUAG
Molecule: messenger RNA, 1626 nt
Organism: Botrytis byssoidea
Lineage: Eukaryota; Fungi; Ascomycota; Leotiomycetes; Helotiales; Sclerotiniaceae
Exons: 7
Coding region: 1-1626 (541 amino acids)
Biological process (GO): response to hydrogen peroxide; hydrogen peroxide catabolic process
Cellular component (GO): mitochondrion; cytoplasm; peroxisome
Molecular function (GO): heme binding; catalase activity
Source: RefSeq, a predicted model, not a curated record